Neltuma alba is the source of this 1365-nucleotide messenger RNA. RefSeq names its product ankyrin repeat domain-containing protein 6. Gene Ontology annotation, cellular component: BRCA1-BARD1 complex; BRCA1-A complex. Gene Ontology annotation, biological process: protein K6-linked ubiquitination. Bases 183 to 962 code for a protein of 259 amino acids. NCBI's taxonomy places the organism in Eukaryota, Viridiplantae, Streptophyta, Magnoliopsida, Fabales, Fabaceae. Gene Ontology annotation, molecular function: protein binding; ubiquitin-protein transferase activity. The record is from RefSeq and is a predicted model, not a curated record. The transcript is spliced from 2 exons.
AAAACCGGAAAUGCGAGGCGAGGGAAGAGAGGAUUCGUUUAGAGCGUCUAGAGGACUGGAAGCAGCUGAGAGGAGAAGAGGAUACGAAGAAGACCGGGAGAGUUCAAUCGUGUUUCCGGAAGAGAGAGUACUGAGUUCGAGGCUAACAGUUUCUCCAGUGGCAAGAGGCACUGAAAAGGGAGAUGGGUAAUCCGCAGAACACGAAGGCCGGCGACGACCUCCACGCGGCCGCAAGAUCCGGUGACCUCACCGCUGUUCAGUCAAUUUUGAGUACGAACCCUUUGGCCAUCAAUUCCAGAGAUAAGCACUCUCGAACACCACUACAUUUAGCAGCAUGGUCUGGGCAAGCAGAGGUAGUCAAUUAUCUCUGCAAGAACAAGGCUGAAGUUGGUGCUGCUGCCAUGGAUGACAUGGGAGCGUUACACUUUGCUGCACAGAAGGGACAUUUAGAUGUUGUUCGUGCCCUACUUUCAGCUGGGGCCCCUGUCAAAGCUUCCACUCGCAAAGGCAUGACUGCGCUUCAUUAUGCUGCCCAAGGGUCCCGUCUUGAACUUGUCAAGUACUUGGUGAAGAAGGGGGCAAACCUUGGUGCCAAGACUAGGGCCGGAAAGACCCCUUUGGACCUUGCCUCCAAUGAAGAAGUCCGUUCAUUUCUAGAGGAACGUGAAAGGUUGGGAAAGAAUGGAGAAUCAAGCAAGGAAGAGAAAGCUGAAGAAGGUGAUCUAAAGCCAUCAAGCAAGGAAGAGAAAGCUGAAGAAGGUGAUCUAAAGCCAUCCACAUCAGGACCUGAAGAUAAUCCUGGUGCAGAAUCUCCUUGUCCACUGGACGAAGAAAAUGAUGAUGGAAAUAAGAGGAAGGGUGAUGAAGAUGAUGCAACAGAAUUCUCGCCGCAGCCAAAAAAGGCACGGGUUAAGCUAAGCCAUCUUCAAAGUUCGGAUGAUACCCAAGAAGAAGAGCUGUAAUUUAGCAGAAUGAUGGAAGGGUGGAACUUUUGCCCUGUAAUAGUACAAGGUCUGGGGUUUCUUAAUACUAGAUUGAUAGAUUUGCAGCAUCAAUUUUGUCAGCUUGUCUUAUAAUUCAUCUAGUUGACCUUCAUAUUAGAAAUGGCCACUUUUUCGUGGAUUAUUUGUUGGGUCUCCUUGGGACCUCUGGGCGCUGUUAUUGCAUUUGUAGGAGUAAAAAUAUCCACUACAUGGGGUGCCUUCGUUCUUGCUUUCACUCGAGAAAAAGCAUCGCAUUCUGGCUCUAGUGAAAUUUACAUCCGGAAGUCGAAAUCUUGCGAUUCACUUGUUGUAUUAUCAUUUAGAAAGUGUUAUUUGUAAGAACCGAAACGAAAAUUUCAAGAGCAGUUUUAUCGGCAAAAAA